UCUGUUUCGUUAACUUUCUCUCUUUUAAUUUCAGGGGCGAAAUUAUGAUAAGUAACACAAAGAAACCACUUUAGUAAGGUAACUUAUUCCUUGUUAAUCUUAUAAUAAAAAAACAACAACUCAGCUAUUUUUAAAUAUAAUAUGAAAUAAUAAGAAAUAGUUAACGUGCAAAGAUAAAUACUUUAUAGAUACACAAUCUCAAAUAUUAUGAUAUUAACUACUUAUACAAUAUACAUACUGCAUAUAGUAUUAAUAUAAACAGCUGACAUAGAAAGAAACGAAACAAGACUAUAUAAUUAAAAAGAAGAAGAAAAGGGGAAUUUUUAAUUAUAAUCUUAAAAUCUUUAAGCCUAAAUUAAUUAAAAGAAACUAAUUUGCAUAUGAAUUAAAAAAGAAAGAGAUUCAUCUUUCGAAAGAGAAUCUAUUAAAUUAUUUGCAUAAAUAAGGAAAUUCAAUAUCAGAAACGUUUUUGAGAAACGACAUUAUAUAAAUCAAUAGAUGUUUUGGAUACAUAUGAAAACAAUUAUAAAAUUCUUAUUUUAUUAUGUAAUAUUAAUGAUAAAAAGUAGAAUAUUAACUGUAAAACAAUAAAGAAAGAAGAAAAGCGAGAUUUUGUUCACGAGUUGUCACAUUUAUAAUUUUGUUUGUCAAACUUCCACGCUACUUUUUAGAAUUCUUUGAGCAAUCAAUAUUAAUAUACUAUAUGUAUUAGUAGAGCUAUUGUUGUAUUAUAUAUUAUAUAUUAUAUAUUAGAUAGUAUAUACUGUGCUUUGGUAUUCUACUGCAUCUUUUAACACCAAAAAUAAUGAUAUUUCAUCCAUAGGAUAUACAAUUACAUUGUUCGUUUUCCUUCUUCUUUAACCAUACAACUUCAUCAAUCCUAUAAAGCUGGUAUCAUUAUGUUUAAAAACACCAUAAAUAUAUACUUCUUUUAAUGUCCAUAUAACCUUUAACCAUACUGGAUUAUCAAAUUUACCUGUAAGAUUUUCCAAACGUUUUUCAUCCAACUCUUUUCCAAAUGGUGAUAUAAUCUUUACGGUUUUCUCUUUUAAUAAUAUAAUAUUCUCACUUGGCAAUAUAAAACAAUUUCUAUAAUUGAAAUUUUCUAAUUUUAGUCUAUGCAUAAGUAAAAGACAACCGGAAGUUGAAUAUUUCAAUAAGAAAUUAUCUUUUAUAUUCUCUUCUCCUUUCUCUAAAAUCAAAUAUAUACAAUCAACUAUAAUUUGUAUGUAGAUAACCCUAUCGUAGUUGUGUUUAAUGGCAAUUUCCCAUUUUUUACUCUCACCAUCAUCACUAUCAAUAGGAAAACAAUAAACUUUACCAGCUUCUACUACAAUUAAUACUUUUGGACCAAUAGCGAAUAGAGCAGAUUUUCCAUUGGUUGAUUGAUCUUGUUGAAUUUCACCAAUUUUUCGCCAUUCCUUCCUUACAUAUUUCUCGAUAGAUAUUCUAUCGGACGAUGUAUGUUCGCCAAUACUCUGAGUGGUGCCAUCUUUCUUUGAAUUUUUUCUAUUUAAUAAUUGACUAGCGUCUUGAGCAACUGAUGAUAAGAGAUUUUGAAAUCUAGAAGUUUCGAUUCCGCUAUCUUUCCUAACAGAUGUAUUUUUUCCACUUUCUCUCCAAUAUAUUUGAUAAAUGACCCCUUUAUGAACGGCGAAUAGAGCAUUUGACGACUUUAAUGGAAUUUUCGUUAUUGAUGAACCUGAUUCUUUACAUGAAUAUUCAAAUAAUUCAUUCUUAUUCUUCUCGUAUAUUAGAUCAUCUUCGUAAAUUAUACAAUUAUCUUGAUCAACAGCUCUUUUCGUUUCGUUACAAGACGUUAUAUUCAUAGGAGUUCCCUCCUCCAUUGACCUUAGUAAAUAAAACUUAGGAUUAAGGUUUAAUUCGUAUGUAAAUGUGAUUUGUGUAUGCUCUAGUUUGUAGUUGUUCCAUAAAACUUCUUCGAAGAGCUUCUCACCGUCACCUUCAAAGUCUAUUGGGGUCAAUGUAAGAGAGUGUAAAUAGGCCUGAUUCUCACGCCAUUUCCUCUUGAAUGACUUGUACGUUUCUUGAAUACUUUUUAAAAGUUCUUGUUCCUUAUUAUGUAUAUUAUCUGACAAUUCUUCUAUACCAUUCUUAACAUCUUUAAUAAUGUUACCUUCGCUUUCAUUCCAAAACUUGAUCAUAUUACUCUCAUUUUUAAAUCCUGACCAAUCCGUCUUGGAAUCAACUUGUUCCAAAUACUGGAAUAGAUUAUUUUUAGGAAUACCAUCAAUACCAUUUUCUGGCCAUUUAAUAUCCUCUUUACAUUUUGGGCAGGUAAAUAGAUUAUCGCAUUCGUUAGAAUUAGCAAAAUUCUGUAAACAACUCGAACAGAAUGUAUCACCGCAAGAUAGUAAUCGUGGAUCCUUAUCAAUCCCUAAUUUUUGACAAAUAACACACUUUAAAUUAUCUUCUUCAAUUCUUAACCAUUUUUUCGCCAUAUUAAAAAGUUGAUAUAGCUGGCUUAAGUAAUUCUCUUACUAUCAAAACGUAUCUUAUUUGAUGUGUAGUAAUUUAACAGUGAAAAUAAAAUUCCUUUUCUUUGAGUUAAUAUUGAAAUGCUUUAAUAUGAUUGAAUAUGGUUUAAAGAAAAAAGAUGAAUAAGAGAGAACUUAGAAGGGAGACUCGAAGGUGUGGGAAGAAGAAGAAUAAGAAAGGUUACAUUUAUAUAUUGUUAUUUAUGUCUUUCAGAAAAUAUUUUUUGGCCUUUCAUUCUCACACAUUCACUCUGUAUGCUUUUACAAUCUCUCUCUCUCUCAGCAUUUAGUUUUCAACCUAUAGUGUCAUUUUGACAGGUACCUUCAUGUACUUUAGCUUAAGUAAGUCUCUUUUCAACAUAAUACUAAUACAAUUUAUUUAAUAGUUUUGUUAAAAUAAUCGCUGCUUUAUUCAUUCCAAUGUUCAAUACUACGGAGAAUCUCUCUUUUAGUAACUCACGUGAUACGUCACGUGGAAAAAAAUCAUGAAUAAACAUUAUACAUUUUCUCCCUGGUAAAUAGAUAAAAGUGUAUUUUUUUUUAGUUUGGUUACCCGUCUUGCAACAAAUCUAUCAAACAUUUAAUCAAAAUGAAAACAUCAGAAGAGAUUUCGUUAAAAUCAAAUGAAGAGAUACCGCAAUCAACUGAAGAAACUGCUGAAGAAGUUGAACGUCCUAUUAGUGAAUAUGUAACCUGUAAAGGUAAAAUAAAAUUCAGGGGCUAUGGCCUAGAUGCUACUACUCCUGCAUCUUACAUUGGAGUAUCAGGAAGUUGCGGUGCAGAUUUAAUGACUCAACUCUUUGAAGACGAUUGGAAAUUAAAACCUCCAAAAUUGAUUAUUUCUGUUAUUGGAGGUGUAAGGGACUUUUUUAUGGAAACAAACUUAAAAAAUUUCUUCAAAAGAGAUCUUAUAAAGGCUGCAUCUUCAACUGAAGCAUGGAUAAUUACUGGUGGAUUAGGUUCGGGAGUAACAAAACUUGUUGGCGAAGCUGUUGGUGAACAUAAUUUUCUCUGUCCUCAUUCGGAACGUAAUAUUGUUGCAUUAGGUAUAGCUCCAUGGGAUGUUAUUGAAAAUAAAGAAUCUCUUGUCAACGAACAUGCAGCAAAAGAUAGUUUUCUGGUUAAUUAUAGACGUAAUAAAAAUUCUGAUAAUAAUGAAGAACAGGAAAAUCGUAUAUUACCUCUUGACCAUAAUCAUACACAUUUUAUAUUAGUUAAAAACAAACAAGGAAGUGGUUACGGGUCUGAAAUUCCCUUUAGAUUUCGUCUUCAACGAUAUAUUAGUGAGAAAAAGAAAUACUCAUUUAGUUUUAGGCAAAAUUUUAAGGUACCAGUUAUCUCUUUAAUAGUAGAAGGAAGCUUAAACGCUAUUCAAAAUGCAGCAUCCGCAGUUGAAAGUGAUCAGAAAAUUUUGGUGAUAAAAGGUUCUGGAAAAGCAGCUGAUUUAAUAUCAUACGCUUAUCAGAAAACAAUGGUACCUGACGAUGAAAGUAAAACUGUAUACCCUCCGGAUUUUGAGAGUGAAUUUAGUAAAGAAGUUGAAUAUAACUUUGGAGAAGCUUUCAUAAACAACCCUCAUAAAUUUCCAAAAUGUCUUAGCUACAUAAAGAUAAUAUUGAACAAAAGAUCGUUUGUUACAAUCUUUCUAAUUGACGAUGAUGAUAAGAUAAAGGGAAUUGACCAAGCUAUAUUUAUAUCUUCGUUUGAAGCUAAUAAAUCCGAUCCUGAAUCCCAAUUAACUUUAGCUAUCGAAUGCAAUAGACACGACAUUGCAAGAACGAAAAUAUUUUCUAGAAGAAAUAAUCUAUUCUGGGUAUCGACAGGUCUAGAUAAUUCACUUGUCAGAUCUUUAAUGCAAGAUAAAGCUAAAUUCGUUCAAAUUUUUCUUGAGAAUAGUGUUUACUUACGACAUUUUCUGAGAGUUGAUCAACUACAAGACCUCUAUUGGAAUAGUUUACAAGAUGAAUCAAGACAAACAAAUGCUAAGUUAUUACGUAACCUACUUAGGAAAGCUAUACAGAAGAAGGCGAUAAAACAAUUAAAACAAAAGUUACCAGAUUUACUCUUAAGUUAUAUUGGUAAGAUUUUCUGUUCUUUUGUCAAGGAAUCGGAGAAUAUUUACAGUAGCAAAAGAUACAUGACAAACAAAGCAAGUAAACUGAAUGAUAAUUCUAGUAUUGAAGAAUCCACUAAUGAAAACAUUACCGUUGAACUUCCCGAGAGAGAUUUGUUUUUAUGGUCUCUAGCGUUUAAUAAACAGAAUACUGCUUUUCUAUUUUGGAAGCUUGGGAGAGAUCAUAUUGGAGCUGCUUUAACGGCAGCAUCAAUUAUGAAAGGUUUAUCUAAUGAAGCUCGUAAACAGCAGGAAUUCGAUUUAGCACAAGAUUUUAGUAAUCAAGCAGUCGAAUGGGAAUCGAAAGCUGUGGGUAUAGUGAACGAAUGUUUCAGGAGAAAUAAAAAUUACGCUCAUAAGCUCCUUAUAAGAGAAUUAGCAGAUUGGGGCAAUUCAACAGUACUUUCUUUAGGCUAUUCGCUCCAAUCAAUGGAUCUGAUAAGUCAUUCGUGUUGCCAAACAAAAUUAAAUAUAAUAUGGAAAGGUGAAAUAGCUUUGGAAACUGGUCAAUGGAGUAUUUUCCUAUCUAUAUUACUACCAAUACUCAUACCGUAUUUAAUAAAAUUUACAAAAGAACGCAAUAGUGAAGAUUCAAUCCGGAAGAGAGGUUCAAUCAAAUUUACAAAUUCUUCGGCAUCCAAACAACAGAUAACCUUUGAAAAGAAUAGCGACGAUGAGGAUAAUGAUAUGAUCAGCGACAAUGAUGAAGAUAGAUAUCAUCAAUUUAGAAGAUUUGGAAAAAGAUUUAACUUAAAACGUAUUUUUGAUAAAACAGACAAUCAUAUUGGCAUUUUCCGUAGGCUAAGAUACUUUUAUACAGCUCCCAUUUCAAAAUUCUGGUGCCAUACGGUAAUAUCUUUUUACCACUUUCUUUUUCUCUAUCCUAGUACUUUCUUACAGAUUUCCUAUAUAAUCUUUUUGGGAGUAUUCUCAUAUUUCGUACUCACUGAUCUACACCCAUGGACAAAAGAUAAUAGGCCUAGUUCUUUUGAAUUUAUUAUAUGGAUAUGGUCAACAACAUUAUUUAUAGAAGAGAUUCGACAAAUAGCAACAACAAAUUCACCAUCUUUAGGUAAAAAACUAAAGAAACAUGUUGAAAACGUAUGGAAUAAAUUUGACUUACUCGCUUACUUUCUCUUUAUGGUAUCAGUUAUUAUAAGAAAUACUCUACCAAUUCGUCAUUUUAUGUGGGUCAGAAGUUUCUACUGUAUAUCUUUAGUAACAUUCUACCUUAGAUUUUUGCAUGUAUUCUAUGCCUUUGAAAAUAUUGGUCCUAAAGUUAUUAUGAUAAGAAGAAUGUUAACUGAUUUACUUUUCUUUAUUGCUAUAUUACUUGUAUUUAUAGUCACUUAUGGAGUAGCGAGUCAUGCUCUUCUCUUCCCUAAUACGCCCGCUAGUUGGAGUUUAUUGAAGAAUGUUAUUUAUAUACCGUACUGGCAAAUGUAUGGCGAUUUAUUUCUCGACCACGUAGAAGGAAAUUCAGAUAAUUGUAAUUCUACUAUUGGUAGCGAUAAUCCUUGCCCUAAAAAAUCUGUUUUGGCUGUUGUUCUAUUUGCCAUAUAUAUGGUUAUCACAAACGUUCUAUUAUUAAAUCUGUUGAUUGCAAUGUUCGCAAAUACUUUUGAAAGAGUUCAAGAAAACUCAGAGAAAGUUUGGAAAUAUUAUAGAUAUAAUUUGAUUCAAGAAUAUUUCGAUAGGCCUACCCUUGCACCACCGUUUAUCAUACUGACUCACAUUUGGAGAUUGCUUAAGAACUGUUAUUUAAAAGCUAAAAGCAGACAAAAGAAGAAUACUUAUUUAAGGAGUUCCUUACCUGAAGAAGAAACUAAGAAAAUGGCAUUAUUCGAAAGGACUUGUACAGAAAAUUAUUUUUUAAUUCAAAAUACAAAAUCCUAUUAGAAUGAUUAAUUAUUUCUAUUAAAAACUUAUUUAUUAAUAUCCAAUAAAUAAAUGUAGUUUGACAUUUACAACUUGAAACUCGCCGCAAACAGAGAACGAAAGUAGAAGCUAAAUAUACAUCUCGUAUACAAAGCCAAUACAACUUUUCUUUAAAAACUUCUUUUCAGAAGGCUGUUACUCAGUUAAGAUUUUUUUUUAAGAUUUAACAUUCUUUCUUGUUAUUCAAGUUCCAUUUACACUUUUUCUAUAGGUAUUUACUUCCGUCUUUUACCAUUUUCUACAAGUGCACAUGGUAAACACACGAAAAGUUUUAAAUUAAUUAUAAGCAGCCACAAUAACAAUUAUAAUCCACACAGCUCCAGCUAUGUACGCAAGUAUACUAAAACCGAGAGCUGUUUUAGAAGAACUAUACGCUGCUUCAGGAUUAGUGGCUUUCGUAGUGCUACACGAAAGACUAAAUAUCAGAGCCACAAUUCCAAAAGGGAAAAAGAAUAAUAUCGAGACUACACUCAGCCACUGAAAGAGGAAAGCAUACGUGUGUAUAUGCUUUAACUACUUUAGAGAUGGUAUACUCACAAGAUGAUCAUUAAUAUGUUGUCUCUCUUGCCUUAUAAUUGGCAUAGGCGAAACUGGCCCAGGAUUAGGAUUAGUGCUUGGAACACCAAUUUGGAUACUGGUAUUGACAAUGCUUGAAUUUCCCCCUUGCUGCUGUUGAUUUGGCUGCUGUU
This is a messenger RNA of Dimorphilus gyrociliatus, 7238 nucleotides long. The record is from the annotation of a GenBank genome assembly. NCBI's taxonomy places the organism in Eukaryota, Metazoa, Annelida, Polychaeta, Dinophilidae.